AUGGAUUCCGAAACCGACACCGACUGGACAACGAUCAGGGGUGACAAUGAAUCUGAAUUGGAAGUAAGCACAAGGUCCACCACACCAAUAAAAAAGAGAGCAAGAUCAAUUUCCUCUUCGGAAGAUUACAAUAAUGACAUUGGUGAAGAUUCUCAAACGAGUUCUGUGGGUUCAAACCCUGGUUCAUCAAGCGGCGGGGAAUCAAAGAAAAAGAAAAAAGUAAAGUCGAGUUAUGUCAAUUCAAAAAACAAUAAUAGAACUACUCUAAGAAAGCAUAGAAAACCCGGUAGCCCCACGAGAUCUAAGAGGCAGACGAAGCCUUCAACGAAACAAUCUAUUCCCAUCCAACCCGCAAGAAAACGAGGGAGACCAGCUGGCAUCAAGAAUCGAACUCCGAUACAACAUGAUAUUGAUAAUGGUUACGGAAAGGAUUACGACUCUCAAAUUAUUCAUAGAAGAAAUUCGGGAAAACUAACGAUAAUAGAAGAAAAUGAUGUGUUUGCUAAAGAUAAUGCUGGACAGACAAAUUUACACCGGGCAUGUCAGUCGUGUUCGGAGGAAAACCUAGACAUGGUUAAAGCGUUAAUUGGCGGAGGUGCUGAUGUUAACGUUCGUGAUAAUGCGGGAUUGACGCCCUUGCAUGAAGCCGUGAAUUCACAAAAUUAUGAAGUCGUAAAAUACCUGCUAGAAGCCGGUGCCAAUCCAAACAUAGGAGAAUCUGAUGCGGUAGACACGCCGCUUCAUGAUGCCGUAAACAUAAUGCACGAGGAGAUAAUUUCUAUCUUGAUUGAUUAUGGUGGAGAUCCUGAAAAAACGAAUUUAAGUGGAAUGACGCCGAAAAUGCUGGCUGCGGAUGAGCCCGAAAUUUUAUCGCUUCUAAAAUCAGCUAGCAAAGUCAAGGAACCAAAUUCAUUGAUAAUUCAAAAGAAUACUGAAGCUAAAGUUUCUGAGGAAUUUAGAAGAAUUCCAUCCGGAGAAACAGGCAAAAUCCUGCAUCGGAAGUCUAUACCCAGUCACUCGGGACGUCCGACGCGCUCAACUAAAAUGAGCGGUAGGCCAAGUGAUAGAAGCAGAUGCAAUGAUAGCCUGAGGAACAACGGUGCUAGAGGAAUAACGUCGUCGAAUGAAGUCUUGAGACUCGAUCUCUCGAUCGACUCAAAAACUGGUCGUAGUAGGCUACAUCAUUACUCGAAGUUAGGUCAUGCUGAAGCAGUAGUCGGUAUAUUAGAAAUGGAUCCAUCUAUAAUCAACCUUCCGGAUAAGCCAAGUAAAAGGACAUCUUUGCAUGAAGCUUCAAUAGAAGGGCAUCAUGAGAUCAUAAGCUUUUUACUUGCCUACCAAGCUAAUAUCAAUGCUCAAGAUAAAUAUGGAAACACUCCUCUUCAUUAUGCCUCAUUUUAUGGACAUGGUGAAGUGAUUAAAUUGUUAUUAGAGCACAACACUGCACUUGAGAUUAAAAAUGAGGAUGGUAAAACUCCCUUAGACAUGGCUCGAGGUCGAAGGCAUAUUAUACAAUUGAUCUGUCAGGCCCUCGGUGUUGAUUCUGAAAAGUACUUAUCCAAUAAUGUCAUAACAAAAUCGGAAUCCAGACUUGAGAAAAAUAAUGAAAUGCAAUCCGUAUCCAAAAGCACACCAGAGCCCUGCGAUGAUUCAAAAAAAGAAAUAGGAUCUGUGAACAUUGAUGUACCAGCAGUUCAAUCAAAAGCAUUCAGCGUUGAGUCGGAAAAAAAGAGCUCCCCCUGCGAAUCGAUAUGUAACAUGGAAACAGACACCGAUCUUGAACCAAUAUAUCAGGAAAGUGAUGGUGAUUUUUCAUGUUCAUCACUAUCAGAUACUGAAGAAUCUCAACCAAAAACACCAGUUUUAAAGGCCGGACCUAUAUAUGCUUUUCAAUUUGAUCCUAAAAUCGAAGGAUACCCACUGGUCCCUUAUACGGGCAAUGAGGAUGCACGAUUCGUUAUUGAUAUUCAAAUCGAGAAGUACCUUGUGUGGGAUCGUGGGUCUUUAGCCAAAAAGAUAAAUCAGAAUAUAGCUCGAAGGAAGGUUACGUUUGAUGAGAAGCGUAUGUUGUGGCCAUUGCUAAACAAAGAACUUUGGAGGGAUCCGGUGCCGGAAAAUCAUUUAUUUGAAAACAUUCAAACAAAGCGAAGAUCACAAUUUGAUAAGUGGGAACUGCACUUUAUUAAGGUAUUAUUCAUUAUGCUCGGGCCAUGGGAAGGGCGUCAAAUUGGAGAUCUCAAAAUAUUUCCUAUUGAUAUAGUCAGCAAUGAUGGCAAUAUAGACGAUGCGGAAGAAUCAGACGGCUGA
Molecule: messenger RNA, 2307 nt
Organism: Acaulospora colombiana
Lineage: Eukaryota; Fungi; Glomeromycota; Glomeromycetes; Diversisporales; Acaulosporaceae
Source: the annotation of a GenBank genome assembly